GACCUCUGGCAUGUUGAAAGCUUUCAAAAUAUGUCUGUAAUCCCCGCCCAAGGCCACACCGACUCCACAGAUAGAACAAGGAGCGCAGACUCACCGGGAAUGACGCUAAUCUCAAUCACUGAUUGGACAAAUGUCCCAAAUGAAUGGAGCGAGGGCAGUUCCGGGAUUCCAACAUUGGCCUAGCAUACUAGCAAUUAGCCUCGGGACCGAAACGCACUCUUAAGUACUUGAAAACAUCAGCCCUGGACGUCAGGAGGUGCCCUCCGAUUGGCCUAAUAGACAACGACGGUGUGUGACAGAACACUUGAGUGUGUGCGAAGAAAUAAAGCGGGCGAGAAAGAAGAGGACCUGCAGUUGUCUGAGUGGCUUAUUCUUAUUUCUGCAGGGCUCCAUUUUAAAGGGAUCAUGGGAAUAGAGGCAUGUUUACGGCGAAACCAUGGCGACACAGAUUUAGGCUGUUUGGGAUGAAUUGAUUUGACCUGCAUUGUCACAGACUGAACAAAACCGCUAGAUAACAGCUAAUUGGUCCAGUUGACCCAACAAGACUGAUCUCACCAUUCUUUCAUAUUGACGGAGUACUGAAAUAGUGGAUACAACAUUUUAAAUAGCUUUUGUGUACAAGUUUUAAUGUUUGAAAAAGCUGCAAGUGGAUUUUUGCUGGGCAGCUUUAAGACUGGCUUAAAGUUUAGAUUUUUGUUUGUCUCAACCGCUGCUGCCUCCGCAGGAUAUAGAGCCUUGAACUCUCCCCUUUGCAAGCAUUCUGUCGCACUUUUCGCUAUCUCACAAACACACAUUUCAGUGCCUAGAUGCACCUUUUCUAAGACCAGAGUUCAGUCGAUGGUCACUGCUCUGCUAGAGAACCCUGUUCUGCUGUUUCAUAGGAUGUCCUGUUACUACCUCCUCAUUUCUGCCCCACAUUUCCCUUACCAGAAUUUGUAAAUGGACAACUGUUAACACUCAAGCACUGAGUAAUAGCUGAGGAGUAAUAGCUGAGGCGUUAUAGCAAGUUAGUGUUCAAUGCCUGUGGAGGGUUGGUUUGUUGUCUCACCAGGUCAGAAAGUGGUUGUUCAAGCAGUUCGUUGUGUGGGUCUUUGUUGCGCUACACAGGAGAGAUUUUGUUGAUUUAUUUAUAUUGUUGAACCAAAUAAGGUUACAUGAAGCCAUAUAAAAAUAUUUCUAAGAGUCACAAUUAUUUUUGUAUCAUAGUGUAACGUUUUUAAGAUGUGUAAAAGUUAUAUAGUCUAAUAUAUACCUGCAAAGUUCUACACACAUGUAAACAAAGGUGUAGACUUUACUAUAAAAUCAUUAUUUUAGUUUUUAAGUGGUUUUAUUGGCUGAAGUGCAAAUAUCUGGCUAGCUUUCUCUAAGAUGUUUCUCCCAAACGGCUGCUUUGUGUAAUAUUACAAGUGCUGGUCCCUAAGAUCCUUCCCUUCUAUCAUCAUGCUCCCUUGUCCCAUACGGACACCGAGGUGUUCUCUCUGACCCGUCCACCACCCUUCUCUUUAGAUAUACCCCUUCUACCUCUCUCUUUCUCUCUCCCUCUGAUGCCGGGCUUUAGUAGUGGGGGGCUAGGGGGAGAAGUGGGUGGCCCCGCCUCUUCUUCUCCCCGUCGGUUCCACCCCAGCCGCUAUGUACCCGUCUCCGCGGCAACCACCUUUCUGGUCGCCUCCACCACACUCUUCUUCUGCUUCACGUGUCCGUGGUUGUCAGAGCAUGUCUCCUCCGUCGUUCCCAUCUAUAACGCUGUGGUCUUCCUCUUCACCCUCGCCAACUUCUGCAUGGCCACCUUUAUGGACCCAGGGGUCUUUCCCAGAGCGGAAGAGGAUGAGGAUAAAGAGGAUGAUUUCCGCGCUCCGCUCUAUAAGACAGUGGAUAUCAAGGGCAUUCAGGUCCGGAUGAAGUGGUGUUCCAGCUGCCGCUUCUAUAGACCGCCCCGCUGUUCACACUGCUCUGUGUGUGACAACUGUGUGGAGGACUUUGACCACCACUGCCCAUGGGUCAACAACUGUAUUGGGCGCAGGAACUACCGUCACUUUUUCCUGUUCCUGUUGUCCCUGACGAUCCACAUCAUGGGUGUGUUCGGCUUCGGCCUGCUCUACAUCCUCCACCACCAGCACCAGCUGGACAGGGUUCACUCCGCUGUCACUAUGGCUACAAUGUGUGUUGCUGGCCUCUUCUUCAUCCCAGUAGCAGGUCUUACUGGUUUUCACAUGGUACUGGUAGCUCGGGGUAGGACCACUAACGAGCAGGUCACAGGGAAGUUUAGGGGUGGCGUUAACCCUUUCACCAAUGGCUGUCUGAGGAACAUCUCACACGUGCUCUGUAGCGCUCAGGCUCCCAGGUAUGUGGGGCGGUGGCGGGGCAAACAGACAGCGGAGGUGCAGCCUCCCUUCCUCCGCCCUCCUCUCUCCGAGGCCCAGCUAGAAGCCAAAGUCCUGGACAACGGCAUCCAGAACGACUGCCACAGCACCAGGUCUAAGAGCAGUUUAGAGCAGAUGGAGAGCCAGUCAGCUGAUGCAGAGCCUCCACCUCCUCCCAAACCGGAGCUCCGCUAUCCUGGUCUGCCCCGCGCUGACACCGAGGAGAGCAGCUUGCUGUCUGACGGGCCGCCCACUCCAUCUAUGUACAAGUACCGGCCGGCCUAUAGCAGCCCACAGAUGAACCACACAGCUCUGACACACCCAAACAAGUCGAGUUGCCAGCCCAGCUAUCGGUCUGAGCCCAGCACCCUUGAUGGGGGGAAAGGGGCGAGGGCCCCGGGGAACCAGCGGGACGGGUGGUGGCGUCUCGGGGGCAUCUCCGGGUACUCCCUAGGGGGGCGGUCGUACACUUCCUACCCCUCAUCUCUUGUCUUGUCCACCGGUGGCUCCCUGUCCUCCAGCAUGCGCUCUGCCCACACGCACCACAAUACUCUGGGCACGCUCCAAUCAGAGGGCACCACCGACACCAGCUACAAGAGCCUGGCCAAUCAGACACCUCGGAAUGGCAGCCUGUCCUACGACAGCCUGCUGACACCGUCCGAGAGCCCAGAGUUUGAAUCGGCUGCUCAUGAGCUGUCCCCCCAGAAGCCCCACACCCCCGCAGCGUUUCCCCCGGUGACGACCUUCUCCUUGCCGGCCCCCGGGGUCGGGGAUGCGCCCCUGCAGGGGUACACCUCGCCCUUCCUCUCUGCACAGAUGGCCCAGCAGAGAGAGGGCCAGCUGCUCCAGGGCUCUGCCUCUUUCUCCUCCCCCCACAGGGCGUACCUUCGCGCCAUCAGCCCGCCCCUGCCGACUCCUCCCCCACACACUGCCCACCCCGAGACACCGCACCUCCUCCAGCAGGACACCAGACACCCACACCUCCGUGCCUCCUCCUCUCGCCCCCUUCCUCCAGUCUCUGAACAGCCCUCUCCGUCCUCCCCCCGUGCCUGUUCCCCUGACCCCCCUGUGUCCCCCCCGCCCCGAGGCCCCUCCCUGGGGCAGUCUCUCUCCUACACCCGAGAGGCAGGGCUCCAGCACAAGGCUCGGCCAAUGGGAGGAGGUGGUUUGUCGGGAGGGGGCGGAAUCGGAGGGACCCAGGCUCCACAAUCCACAUCUCGCCCAGGCUUGGCCAAUCACAGUACAUCUAAACCAGGGGGCGGGGUGAAAAAGGUGACUGGCGUCGGAGGGACAACCUAUGAGAUAUCGGUUUGAGUGACAGACGUCUGCCCCGGCCAAUGAUAGAAAGAAGAUUGUUCCACUGGACAGAUUCCAAUUUUCUUACUCUGAGGGGCUUCAAGAUGGAUGUUCACUAAAAUGCACCCACACAAUGGUCAAUAUGGAGUCGGAUAGUGGAAUAGAGGUGUGUUGGCUCACUGGUAUUUCAAUUACCUUCCUAUCCUUAUAGUGCAACUGGCCAUCUUUAUCUGCCAAUCUUUCAUAUUGGAUGUUGAUCAGUGUUGGAAUGGGACAACCUUACCUCGGCCUCUCUGUGAGCCAUAGACUGUAUAACAUAAAUGCUAUUAUGACUGCUGGGUACUAAACUCUCUCUAUAACACUUAUAUAAAAAAUAUGAUUUGUUUUGGUACAUUAACACAUGGAGAAUUUAUGCGAUAAAAUAUAAUCCUGGAAGGAAGUAAGGCUUUUUAACCAAUCAGUAUGGUGCCUGAGGGAGCAUAUGGACUGGUGACCAAUCGUGGCACUCUGUGGUUCAAGACUUCCUGCUCCAUCAUACAGAUGGAUCAAUCACAAUGGAUCCCCACUCCACAGUAGUCAUUAAUUAGUUAGUCUGCAGUGAUGAUGCCUCAACCACUAUAAUUUAAUUUUAGUUUUCUAAAAAACCAAAGCUUUAUUUGUUUUAUAUACAUGUCUAAAACAAUCUUUAAGAAUUAUUGGGUCAGAUGAUGAAGAUAUAAUUUAUUUUGCUUUGUGACAAACUGUUAAUGUGAGUUAGUUAGACUGGUCGCUUGUUUUGAUUGAAGGCUGCUUCAGCCUGUCAUAGAUCUCGAUGGAAUAUUCAUCCAAUGUGAUGAUCCUCUCUGACGGACAGCUGAAGUGACAUCACUGAGGAUGUUGAAAGCCACAAAGAAAAUAGAAAUUCUGAAUCAUAAAUACAGCACAAGCCUCUUUGUGGAAUGUACACUCAAUGUUUUUUAUUGAUACAUUAUUCAAAUUCUCUGUUUGUAGUUUUAAAUGAUUGUCCUUUUGAUGUUCGCAAUGUUUUCUGUCAAUCGAAUGCUAGAAAAACCUUAUAAAGAUGUCUAGCCAAAUGGGUUUAUGGUGGGAGGGGCUUAUUUAUUUGAGCACACAGGGAAACCAUUGCGCUCUUAACACAAUUCCAAACCGAUCUCUACGUCCUGGAGUUGGAUGAAGUUGCCCCUAGACAAUGGGGCUUUUUGACCCUAAUGGUUAGGACUAGGGGAUGUUAAGAUUAUCCUAGAUCUGUUCUCAGAAGGGUCAUUUAUAACCCAGAGCCCACAUCGCUGUCAUAGUGCCUUGUCCUUAAAUUCUAAUGUACUUGGACAAUUCCAAGAAAUCAAAUUCUGGGGGGUGGUUUAUUUAUAGAUGGUAUAAUUAUAGAUAUUCUAUAGUAAUGUCUUAUUGUUAAUAGAAAUAUAUAUGAUGUGUCUUGGGAGGGGGUUGAAAUUGAGGACUGUUUUGAUUGUUUUUUUUGCCUUGAUACCAUUUGUAGUAAAACUAAGCAUUUUGUUUUUUACAGUAUUUCCUAUGACUACAGCCAGAUAACAAUGUUAUAUUUUAGUUUGUUUUGUAGAUAUUCUGGCCUCUUGAUUUCUUUAUUUUGAAUCUCUAUAUGGUACAAUUUAACAUUUUGGCCACAAAUACAUUUAGGAAGGCAUGGUCAGAUACACAGAGGUGUGUGUGGGUGAGAGGUGGUGUUAUGUUUAAUCCAAAACUAUGAGAGUUGGAAUGUCAAAGCUAGCUGAAUAUAACACAUGUUAUGUUCUGAAGCACACAAAGUAGACUAUCCCACCAACCAAUCAAACAGCAGCAUGGCCAGUCAGUGUGUGUGCGUCCCCCUCGUUUAGGUGUGUGUGUGUGUGUGUGUGUGUGUGUGAGAGAGAGAAUAUCCUUGCCAAAUGCACACCCGGUUGAUAUGUAUGAUGACAAUAGUUAAGCAUCAUAAUGGCACAAAAAGUCAGACAUACAGGACUGGAGAAAGUCUGACUUACUUUGGUGGUGAAGAAGUGAAUAUACAUGAGUAAAUUAGAAUACUAUUGUUGUAAGCUGUGCUGAAUGGAAAGAGUGUCACAAAUUACUUCAAUGAUGAAUAUGAAAAAGACAGUUCCAAAAUGGCCUUAUGAUGUGGUUUUUAAAGAUGUCUUCUCAGAUUAAAAGGUUGCCCUGAUGGAGAAA
Messenger RNA from Oncorhynchus tshawytscha (Chinook salmon), 5834 nucleotides. Its product is annotated as palmitoyltransferase ZDHHC5-B-like. The record is from RefSeq and is a predicted model, not a curated record. The transcript is spliced from 13 exons. Gene Ontology annotation, biological process: protein palmitoylation. Bases 1545 to 3674 code for a protein of 709 amino acids. NCBI's taxonomy places the organism in Eukaryota, Metazoa, Chordata, Actinopteri, Salmoniformes, Salmonidae. Gene Ontology annotation, molecular function: palmitoyltransferase activity.